Molecule: messenger RNA, 243 nt
Organism: Dictyostelium discoideum AX4
Lineage: Eukaryota; Evosea; Eumycetozoa; Dictyosteliales; Dictyosteliaceae
Product: hssA/2C/7E family protein
Exons: 2
Coding region: 1-243 (80 amino acids)
Source: RefSeq, a predicted model, not a curated record
AUGACAAUUUUUAAUACAAUCUCAUCAAUUUCAAAUUCAACUAGAACUACAUCUAGUUCAAUCGCUACCUGUAAUUAUAAUGGAUCAAUGGCAAAUGUUAAUUCAACAGCAUGUUUUGAUAAUGAUUUUGGAGAAUGGGGCGGUUUAGGUGGUUUCAAUAAUGGUUGUGGUGGGGGUUCAAAUGUUAAUGUUAUUAACCUUGACAUUGAUAUUGGUCGUCGUCAUCACCGUAGAUGUUGCUAA